UGCACUCUGCAUUGCAUUUGCUCUUCUUCAUAUUUACAUACUAAUUUUUAUGUACAUAUGUAUGUAUGCAUGUAUGUAAGUACUUCGCGUCGUUCGCGCAGCUUUCUUACUCGCUUAACAACGCAAACAGCUCAAAGUCUUUGCAGAGUACCUACUUACAUAUAUUCACACAUACAUACCUACAUAUGUACAUAUAUGCAUCCCAAAAAUUGUUGUUGCUUUUGUAGUUUUAAAUUCUUGUUCUCACUAUUUUCUACUAUUGCGGGCAUAUGCUCCCCCAACUCAAUACAAUUUCACACUCAUCAUACCCACACUGCUACUCGUUCUCUGCUCUGCUCUACUCUUCAACUGCUGACAUUUCUACUUUGCAUUUCGUUGUUGCUUGUUGCUUGCGUGGUGUUUUGCUAACUUACUCCCCAUAGAGUCAAUGCUGCUCUGCCGCUCAACUGGUAUUCGUGUUUGUGUGUAUGGUGCUCGGCUGUUGUUAUUUGUGUGCGUGGUGACUUUGUUGCUCUGGUUGGCUCCCUCACUGAUUGUUUGAUUGUUUGGUUCUCGCCAUCGUCGUCGACUUCAUACUCUAACCAUACGCUCACGCGCUCAUUGCAGCACACAGAUACACGAAUGCACGCAUACACAUACAUACAAACGUAGAGAAACAGAAAACACCGUGAGUGUGUUGUGUAGUGGCGUAGCAGCUGGCAAAAUAGUAUCUUGGUAAGUAGCAGCAGCUAGCAAUGGCUAGCAGCAGCAGCGCAGACAUAACUUGGUAAAAUUCGUAGCGAGCCAACAGACUCACAACGAGCAAAAUUUGUAAUCAGUUCUCUUUGAAACGUUAAGCGGUAAACAUGGUUUUCUGAAAUAGCAGCGCUUCCGUGAAAGUUUCUUGUUCUCAAGUAAAAGUUGUUCAUUGAAUUCCAUUAGAUACUCGCUCGUGUCGCGAUUGAUAUUGGCGAACGCACGAACACAACACGUUUAACAGACUUGAAGGAAGGAAAGAAAUCAAAUAGUUGUUGAAGUUUAUUCAUUUUGUUUUUGGUAUAUUGCGCGCUGCUAUAACGACAGUUCGAAUUCAAAGUUGAUAAUGAGAAAAUGAAACGGUGCAGAAUAUGUAAAUUAAAAUCUUAUUACAAAAAGAAAAAUUAGCGAAUUUAGAAAAAGUUUCUGAACACAAACGAAAUUUAAUCAAUAAAAAAAUAUAAAAUUACGGAAAGAAAAAUUUGAAGUGUUUAACUGCAUUUGCUGCAAGUGUCAGAAAAAAAAAUCGCUUCGCUCGCAUUUACCACCAAAGGAUUACGGUUUGCGCGUUUGACUUAAGCGAUUACGUUGAAAAUUAGAAAAAACUGUUAAGGCAACUAGAACUGCCUGUGACUUUGAAAAAUAAAAAUAAAAAUUUAAAUACACAUUUAAACAUAAUAAAAAUACAAGAAAAUGCAACACAUAAGCUAAUACUGUGUAAAAAGUGCAAUGUGCGCCAUGUUGCAUGUAUGCCAUGUGCAAAAAUCAAGUGCUUGCAACAGUAUCUGUUAAAUGCAAAUGCAAUGAAAAUCUACAAUUAUUAAAGAAAUAUAAAAUCAAAUACUACAUUAAAAAAUAUUAAACGAGCGACUGCCACGUCCUCAACACAAUACGCUUGCAACAAAUCACCUAAAAAUUAAAAAAAUACACAAAAUGCGUUCCUCCGCCAACACAUUAACAAUAUCAACAGCGGCCGGCCUGCUCCGCCGCCACCUCAUCUACCUACUAAUCAUCAUACUCAGCAGCAGCCUCACCAGCAGCUCUACGCAUGCACAACAAUGCUCCUGGGAAUUCGUGCGCACCACACUCGAUAUCAAGUGUAAUUUACGCGUUAUCGAGCCACUGGUGCCGCUCGACUUACAAGUCGCCGAAACUGCCAAUCGCUUGGAGAUACAAUGCUCCACUGAUUUGCUACACGCCAGCGAAUUGCCCGCCAGUGCAUUUUCGCGUUUGCAAAAGCUUGCCGAACUGCAAGUGGAUGCGUGUAAAAUGCAACGCCUCGCUGCCAACACUUUUGAUGGUCUCAUGUCACUAAAGCGUCUCUCGGUGCAGACGCAUAAUUCUGUCUGGGGACCGGGUAAAUCACUUGAAAUCGUAGCGGGCUCAUUUGCGGGUCUGCGCGAACUGAACGAGUUGAAUUUGAGUGACAAUAAUAUACGCCAAUUGCCAGAGGGUGUGUGGUGUACAAUGCAAAAUUUGCAAGUGCUAAAUUUGACGGCGAAUCGCAUACGUUCCGCUGAGAAUUUGGGCUUCUCGGAGAAAAUGUGCACGCUGAAUGGCGCCAGUGGUGGCGCCGAGCUGCAAGUUUUGGAUGUUUCACAUAAUGAGCUGCGCGCCUUGCCCGAUGUGUGGGGUGCAUCACGUUUGAGACGCCUACAGCAUUUGAAUUUGCAGCAUAACAACAUUAGCACGUUUGCACCGAAUGCGUUGGCUGGUUUGAGUUCACUGCGCAUACUAAAUUUAUCCUACAAUCACUUGGAGACAUUGCCCGCUGAUGCUUUUGCCGGCAAUAAGGAGUUGCGCGAGAUCCAUCUGCAGGGCAAUGAAUUGUAUGAUUUGCCCAAGGGCUUACUACAUCGUUUGGAGCAGCUGCUGGUGCUGGACUUGAGCGGUAAUCAAUUGACGAGCCAUCACAUUGACAACAACACCUUCGCUGGCCUGAUACGCUUGAUUGUGUUGAAUUUAUCCAACAAUGCGCUGACACGUGUAGGCGCUAAAACUUUCAAGGAGCUGUAUUUCCUGCAAAUACUUGACAUGCGCAAUAAUUCGAUUGGACACAUUGAAGAUGGCGCUUUCCUGCCACUGUACAAUUUGCAUACGCUAAAUCUGGCUGAAAAUCGCGUACAUACGCUGGAUAAUAAGAUCUUCAACGGUUUGUUUGUACUGACAAAACUGACGCUUAAUAAUAAUCUAAUUAGCAUUGUUGAGUCGCAAGCAUUCCGCAACUGCUCCGAUCUGAAGGAGCUCGAUCUCAGCUCCAAUCAGCUGGUGGGCGUGCCUGAUGCAGUGCAAGAUCUGACGAUGUUGAAGACGCUUGAUCUGGGUGAAAAUCAAAUAUCCGAGUUUAAGAAUGGCACAUUUAAGAAUCUGAGCCAACUUACUGGUCUGCGUCUGAUCGAUAAUCGCAUUGGCAAUAUUACCGUUGGCAUGUUCACCGAUCUACCACGCUUGACUGUGCUCAAUCUGGCUAAGAAUCGCAUACAAUCCAUCGAACGGGGCUCCUUUGAUGCGAACAAGGAAAUCGAAGCCAUACGUCUAGAUAAGAACUUCCUUACCGAUAUCAAUGGCAUCUUCGCUACGCUAGCCUCUCUUUUAUGGCUGAAUCUCUCCGAAAAUCAUUUAGUUUGGUUCGACUAUGCCUUCAUACCGUCGAAUCUCAAGUGGCUGGACAUACACGGCAACUACAUUGAAGCGUUGGGCAACUAUUAUAAGCUACAAGAAGAGAUACGCGUUACAACACUGGACGCCAGUCAUAAUCGCAUCACCGAGAUUAGCGCUAUGUCAGUGCCGAACUCGAUUGAGUUGCUCUUCAUUAACAACAACAUCAUCAAUCAGAUACAAGCAAAUACUUUCGUCGACAAAACACGCUUAGCGCGCGUGGAUCUCUAUGCUAACGUACUUUCGAAGAUCACACUAAAUUCGUUACGCGUCGCCCCAGUUGGCACCGAUAAGCCAGUGCCAGAGUUUUACUUAGGCGGUAAUCCCUUCGAGUGCGACUGCUCAAUGGAAUGGCUACAACGCAUUAAUAACCUUACCACCCGCCAGCAUCCACGCAUUGUUGAUCUUGGUAACAUUGAGUGCCUAAUGCCGCACAGCCGGAAUGCGCCCAUACGUCAACUGUCGGCGCUGAGCAGCAGCGACUUUGUCUGCAAAUACGACACCCACUGUCCGGCGACGUGCCACUGCUGUGAUUUCGAACAAUGCGACUGCGAAAUGGUCUGUCCGGACAAUUGUACCUGUUUCCAUGACGCUACCUGGUCGACAAACAUUGUAGACUGUGGGAAACAAAAUCGCAUUAACCUACCCGCACGCAUACCGGCCGACGUUACAGACCUUUACUUGGAUGGUAACAACUUGCCCGUUCUGGAUGCUCAGGUGUUUGCUGGCAAACGAAAUUUACGUGCGCUCUACCUGAAUGCCUCGAAUGUUAUGUCUGUGCCGAAUGGCACCUUCGACGAGUUGAAUAUGGUGCGCACAUUGCAUUUGGAGAAUAACAAAUUACAAACGCUGGAGGGACACGAAUUCCGUCAGUUGUCACUGUUGCGCGAAUUGUACCUGCACAACAAUCUGCUGACCCACAUCUCGAACGCCACAUUCGCGCCGCUAGUGUCGCUAAAGGUGUUGCGGCUCGAUAAUAAUCGUAUGACGGCCAUGCCAAUCGUACAACUCGUCAGCUUGCAGUACCGCAACAAUUUGCAGGGACUGACUAUUGGACGUAACGCGUGGUCGUGCCGUUGCCAAUUCUUGCAGGAGUUGGCGCAAUUCGUUGCGGAUAAUGCGAUAGUGAUACGUGAUGCACAGGACAUAUAUUGUGUUGAUGCGGGUGUGAAGCGUGAACUCGAUUUGAUUGCCUCGAAUGGUGUGGAUUGCAGUGAGCUGUUGGAGAGUGCCAGCAAUAUGGCAUCGCAAGACAUCUCAGGCGGCUAUGUGCCACUACUCGCCGCCGUCUUGGUUUUGAUCUUCCUGAUCAUUGUGCUGAUCAUUGUUUUCGUCUUCCGUGAGUCAGUGCGUGUUUGGCUUUUCGCACACUAUGGCGUACGUGUUUGUGAGCCACGUUUCGAAGAUGCGGGCAAACUCUAUGACGCUAUAAUUUUGCAUUCUGCAAAAGAUUACGAGUUUGUUUGUCGCAAUAUUGCCGCCGAGCUGGAACACGGUCGCCCACCCUUCCGUCUAUGCAUACAACAACGCGAUCUGCCGCCUGAAGCAAGUCAUUUGCAGAUUGUCGAAGCUGCGCGUGCCUCACGUAAAAUCAUAUUGGUGCUAACACGUAAUAUGCUGUCAACCGAAUGGAAUCGUCUAGAAUUCCGUAAUGCAUUCCAUGAGGCAUUGCGUGGACUCGCACAAAAACUGGUGAUCAUCGAAGAGACGAACGUCUCCAGCGAGGCCGAGGAAGUGCCCGAGCUUGCGCCAUAUCUAAAAUCAGUGCCAUCGAAUCGUCUGCUAACCUGUGAUCGUUACUUCUGGGAGAAACUACGCUACGCCAUACCAAUUGAGCUAUCGCCACGCGGCAAUAACUACACUCUGGAUCAUCACGAACGCUUCAAGCAGCCCGUCUCACCAGGCAUGAUCUUCCGUCAAGCGCCACCACCACCCGCCUACUAUCAGGAGGACAUGGAAGCCAACUAUUCAUCAGCGACCACAGCCACACCUUCGCCACGCCCCAGCCGACAUGGCGCACGCAUUGUCGAUGCGAUACCAAUGCGUCCGCCCUCCGAGCACAUCUACCACAGCAUUGAGUCAGAGUAUAGCGCUUACGAUCCACAAGAAGCGCUAUCCAUGAUACCAAAUGGCGGCAGUGCGGCCACCUUUAUGCAACAUCAUGCCCACCAACCACAUCAUCCCCUACAACAUCCGCAACAACAACAGUUACUCGCACCCAAUAGCUACCGCGUACAUCAUCAUGCGGCACCGCAGAACAACCCUCGCACAAGCGCGGCUGGUCAUCAUGCGAUGGUCAUGCAACUACAACAGCAGCAGCAGCAACAACAACAACAGCAACAGUGGCGGCCAUCAAUGUGUCUGACACAACAGGCACCGCCAUCAUCGGCGAAUUUAUUAAGCGGCGGUGCGACAACAUCCACCAUGGCGACCAACCAACAACAACAACAGGCCGUCGCACAAGCGCCCGUACAUCUGCGCACCGGUAGCAAUUUGAGUCAGGCAAGUACGAGUACACAAUCCACAUCUGCGGCUGCGCAAACGCCCCAACCGCAAGCUUCAACUUCCGCUGCAGCGGCGGCGGCGGCGGCGGCGGCAGCAGCAGCUGCUAAAACGGACAAUGGUAGCGGCUCAGGUGGUGCGACAAUUGCAACGGAGGUAGUAGGGAGCUCAAGCGCGGCGAAUAAGAACAAUGGACAGGCGUUUUUGGUAUAAUGUAAGCCACAAAAGUAUAAGCUGCAGCAACAACAAACAAACAGCACUACACUGCGUCGAGUACAGCAGCAACAGCAACAGCAACAACAACAACAAGCACUGCUGCAACGAAGUACACGUAGAAGGGGCAGCAGACAUGUUGACGAGCUGGUUGUUGUGGUUGAGCGCUUAACGUGAGUUGAAUGCGCGCACUUACCGCAACUGAAAAGUGCCAUUGUGCUGACAUUCGCGCAUUGUUGUUGUUUUGUUGUCGUUUAUAUUAUUAUUGCUGCACGCUUUUUGUUCGCCAACACACAGCCAGCACGAACAACCACCACCAUCAC
Ceratitis capitata (Mediterranean fruit fly) is the source of this 6431-nucleotide messenger RNA. It is a transcript of the gene 18w, whose product is annotated as toll-like receptor 7. The transcript is spliced from 2 exons. The coding region runs from base 1669 to 6108 and encodes 1479 amino acids. Gene Ontology annotation, molecular function: protein binding. NCBI's taxonomy places the organism in Eukaryota, Metazoa, Arthropoda, Insecta, Diptera, Tephritidae. The record is from RefSeq and is a predicted model, not a curated record. Gene Ontology annotation, biological process: signal transduction.